AUGCGGGAGAAACGGCUCACCACCGAGCCACCAAUUAUAACAGAAGAGGGGUUUGAAGAUUCUUUAGCAACUGAUGAUUUACUUGUGGACUACUUCAAUGAAUUUUUAAGUCUUCCAACUUUUUCAGAGGCAAUUAGAUUUAAUGUGGAUUAUGGAGUUUUUGAAGUAGUUAGUGAUGCCCCUCACCAUCUAGAAAAAGAACUAAAAAGAAUUUUGCAUGAACAGAAACCUCGAAAUCCUAUUUAUGAUGUUGUAAGAAAAGAAAAAGAAAGAUGUAGUACACCAUUUCCUGAGAAACCAAAUGGCUCUACUAAAGAUGAUACUAUAAGGAUCAACUAUAACAUUAUGGCUACUGUUACUCAGACACUGGAUUGGUUUACAAUGGCAAAACAAAGCCAGCACACAGUGACAACUUUCUCAUCACCUACUUGUGUUCUCAGCACUGGGAUUCAAAGCGAACAAAAGCUUGAUGGACGUGCGAAGACAGACAGUUCUGUUCCGGAUUCAUCAUUAGAAGCUUUGAAUGAAGGGUCUAUGUCUGUCAAAGACACUGCUUCUCAGGCUCUCUUGAGAAUAUAUUUAGAAAGAAAACAGGAACCUCCUAAGGAUUUGAAAGUAUUUUUCUCAUCAGUAGAUGACUUCGUAUUUUCUUAUAUAAGAUUCAUUAUGAAAACAGCUAUGUCAAAAUUUACUCAGCGGCCUUAUAGAGAAGAUGAAGAAAUGGAUAUAAACUUCAAUAAUGUUGCACGAAUAGUAAUUCUAGAAGAAAAGGAGGAGGUUGUAGCUGAAAGGAAAAUUUCAGAUUUUUCUACUGAAAUCAAACCGAAAGAGUUUGAUGAGAACAUAGAGCUAGUGAGUUUAUAUUCAAAACCCGAAAGCAUUGGCUCAGAAACCAGAGCUGAUUGGUGUAUUUCCCAUAAAACUUAUGACAUUGGCACCAGGAAGGAGUUUGAAAGAUUCAAGAAGUUUAUGAAAGGAACACAAGGGGAGAAAUAUCAGUGGCUCUGGAUGGAUAUUGAAAGGUUAAAGGUUCUUAGGGACCCUGGAAGACAGCAGAGACAUCUUGAGAAGAUGAGAAAAAACUAUCUAAUGACUGGUGGAGAUUACUAUCUCACUCCAGAAGUCCUAAUAAAACUUAAUCUAAUAGAUGGAUCUUUUUGGAAUGAACCACAUUUGAGAUGCAUUCAAUCUGAAAUUGUGAAACCUUUACUUCAAUAUUGGGGACCUAGGUUCUGUGUAACACAUUCAUAUGAAUUAAAAAAUGCUAGUGCUGUGCUGAAAUUCUGGCAUUCCCGCCAAGAUCAACCAAGGAAAGAUAUUGAUCCUUUCCCGCAAAUGGUCACACUUUUACCCUUAAGACCUAAAUCUUGCAUUCCACUGAAGGAUGAGUUCAUCCAACAACAGAUUUUGAAAUCUCCCAGAAAAUCUUCCAGGAAAUCCACCAAAGGAAGCAUAACAUCUAAAAAGUUGGCCAGGAAGAAUGAGCCUCUCACUGAAAGUGUAGAGCCAGAAGUCACUGGGAAGAGCUCAAAGUGCUUGACAUUAAGCAGCAAAGUUAUUCGUUUAACAUCUUUUACUGACAUUUCUGAGUGUCUGAAGCCUCAGUUAGAAAGAAGAUCCAGCUAUACUGAAGAAAUUCCUGUUAAAAAAGCUGCACCUCGUGAUGCCUUGUUUGGAUCUGAAAUGCAAAAUUUGCUGCAAUCUUUGUAUGUGGAAAAUAGAGCUGGAUUCUUCUUCACCAAGUUCUGUGAACAGUCAGGGAAUGAGCUUUGGAAGAACAGUACAUACUUUUGGUUUGACCUGCAGAAUUAUCAUCAACUAUUCUACCAAGAAACACUUCAGCCUUUUAAAGUAUGCAAGCAGGCACAAUAUCUUUAUGCCAUGUAUAUCGCUCCUUCGGCUCCCUUGGAUAUUGGAUUAGAGCAUAAGAAGAAAAAAGAGAUUUAUAUGAAAAUAGACCCACCAUUUGAAGAUCUGUUUGAUGCAGCAGAAGAAUAUAUCCUUCUCCUCCUUCUUGAACCCUGGGUAGAAAUGGUGAAAUUAGAUCAAAACAAUUAUGAACAGGUGGAGCAAGUGAAACAAGACCGACAGCUGGACUCCUUAUACUUUAGACAACUACAGGCUAUGCAUAAAGAAACUGUUCUCAAGAAAGAUGAAGAAGAUGAUUCUGAUUUACCAGACACUUUUGUUCCCAAACAAACACAACUUUGGGAUAAAGUUCCUGAGGAAUUUAGACAUCUUAACUUUAAUUAUCUGAUUAACAACAAGUUGGAGUUUGAACAUUUCCGCCAGUUUCUUGCUGCUCAUUCUGCUAGUAUAGAUCUCAUGUGCUGGAUCGACAUCGAACAGUUCAGAAGAAUACUUCACCAAAAUAAAAAACAAAGAGAAGCAAAAUCUACAGAUAUUAAAAACAAAUACCUCAACAAAAAAUACUUCUUUGGACCUACCAGUCCAGCUACAAAAGAACAGCAAGAUGAGAUAAUGCAAUUAGCUGGUGGCUGGGGAAUGAUUCUUCAUGAACAGCUGGCAUCAUCUGUUCUGCUGGAAAUUCAAAAAUGUGUCCGAAGGAGGUUAGAAAACAUGUGGUUGCCCUUGUUCCUAGCAAGUGAACAGUUUGCAUCACGACAAAAAACAAAGUUACAGAUGGCAGAUAUAGCCGAAGAUGUUAUGCUCAGGCGACAAGGAGAGAAAAUUGGAGUCUGGAAGCCUGAAGAGAGUAAAUGGAUAUCUUCAUCUACUGAAAUUCUUGCUUUCCGUAAAGCAUUAUUGAAUCCUCUAACAGCAAAAUUGUUUCAGCGAUACGUAUCACUAAAAGGAGAUUUAUUGGGAAAUGAUGUACUUUUCUGGCAAGAAGUUCAAAAUUUUAAGGAUUUGUGCCAUUCUCACUGUGAAGAUGCCAUUAUCCAGAAUAAGAUCACCACUAUAAUCAACUGCUUUAUUAAUUCCAGUAUUCCACCAGCUUUACAAAUUGACCUUCCAUUUGAUCAAGCUCAGAAGAUUAUAGAGCACAGGAAAGAGUUAGGACCUUAUGUGUUUAGAGAGGCACAGAUGACAAUUUUUGGAGUUCUUUUUAAAUACUGGCCAGACUUUUGUGAGUUUCAAAGCAAUUUAACUGAAGAAAAAGCUUUAAGUGCCUUAGAGAGAAGAAGAGAUUCUAAGAAAAGACACAGCCUUGGCACCGAAGAAAGCAAAUCAAGGAAACACGAGAUGGUCUUGAUAACCCGCUUUUCUCUCUAUUCAACUGUAAUAAUUGGCUGUCCAUUUACACUCAAGGCAUCAUCCAGAGCAGGAUCCAGUACAGCCUCUGUUUCCGGGAAGCCAAGUGGCACCUUGGCUCAGGUUCCUACUUACAGCGGCAAGUCUGCCUGGUGCUACUCAAAAUACAUUGAAGCUCUGGAACAGGAGAGAACCUUGCUUAAAAUUCAAGAAGACCUGGAAAAAAAGAUAAACAUCAGCAGCAUAACAGGGAGACUUGAAAUACGACUAUUCUAUGAAAUUAGGAGCCUGAAUGAAUGA
Gracilinanus agilis (Agile Gracile Mouse Opossum) is the source of this 3516-nucleotide messenger RNA. It is a transcript of the gene RGS22, whose product is annotated as regulator of G protein signaling 22. The transcript is spliced from 24 exons. NCBI's taxonomy places the organism in Eukaryota, Metazoa, Chordata, Mammalia, Didelphimorphia, Didelphidae. Gene Ontology annotation, biological process: regulation of signal transduction. The record is from RefSeq and is a predicted model, not a curated record. The coding region runs from base 1 to 3516 and encodes 1171 amino acids. Gene Ontology annotation, molecular function: G-protein alpha-subunit binding.